Molecule: messenger RNA, 603 nt
Organism: Nymphalis io (European peacock)
Lineage: Eukaryota; Metazoa; Arthropoda; Insecta; Lepidoptera; Nymphalidae
Exons: 4
Coding region: 110-457 (115 amino acids)
Source: RefSeq, a predicted model, not a curated record
CCAAUUUAUUUUUCACACACAAGUGAUGGCCAUAGUAAUGGUACGGUGACUUUGUUAAGUAAAAGAAGUAUUUUAAAGGGUAUAGCAAUAAAAAAUAAAAUAAUUAAAAAUGAGUGAGAAACAAUUAAAACUUCAAAUUGUUUUAAUUGUUUUGUCAUUAUUAUUCAAAGGAUAUUACAGUGUAGAUGACAGUCUUUUGUUUACUGUAACCCGAGCACCAAGAUAUUUUGGGAUCUUGCAAGAUCACCGUGGACAGCCUCUUUCCGUUGAAAUAUCAGAAGAAUAUAUGGAUCAAGAUUACAUCGCUACGAACAGGAAGCGACAUAAAAUUGAUUGGAAUAAAAACCCUCUAGAUAUAGAUGAUUUCGAUGACGACGAGACAGAUGAAAUAGUCGAUGAAAAAGACAAAGAUGUAAAAUUGCCAAACAAAUUUAACUUACAAGCGGGACCGGUGUAGUAUUUAAUUUAUUUUUAAUACGAACUCAACUAGCUCUAAGGGAAAAUAGAAUAAGGAGCAGAAUUCAAAAUUAAGUAAUUAAAAAUAUAAUCAAUAGAAAGUGUUUAUUUUUUUCGUUCUAUUUGAGUUUUAAAAAUAAAACUAAA